GGGGGGGGGGGAGCGGCGACAAGUGCCAUACAGAGCAGGCCGUGACACCACCUGCGUCUCUUUGCCCUGAACCAAGACGUGGACGGACAUGCAGUCCCGCUGAAGGAAAAGCGACACCAAGGAGGACGCGCCACCCACGUAGUCGCCCCCACGAACUCCGUCGAAUCCUGUUAAUGGUAGCAGCGGGGGGGGGUCUACGGCUACUUGUCAACGGGGAGGCGGCCUGGGCACCGCUUCCCCAGAGGCUACACCCGCAAGUACGCCUGGCGUCGCAACUAAGCGAGUGGCGGGAUCCGGCGCGCGUGGCCGAGAUCCGGGAAGCCGUACAGGAUCCGGUAGGAAACGCAGAAAGAGACGGACGCUGGGGCAGAGGCGGCAAGCCGUCUUUGAGGGGAGGAUGGCAGACGAGGAGUACAGUGAGCAGCAAAAGGAGGCGAGGCAACAGGCUAAGGUCCGCAGAGAGCGAGAGAUUGCCGAAGCUGAACGUGAGAAGUUGGAGUCUGGAGGCAAGCGGACAGUUGAAUUCCGGCGUCGAAGUUGCGGUGGAAAGCUUAGAACAGCUGGCUCUCGCUCCGUCAAGCGGAGUGCAGCGCGAAGACAGUCUGAUCCUGGAGUUAGGAAUACUCAGAUCGGAGCCGAGAAAAAAACACGCAAGAAACCUUGUAGGCGUGCGGAGUGCGGUUGGUUCACAAACAACCCGGGUCUCGAAUGCAGCAUGUGCCCCUCAGGCGUAGUGCACGCCGUCAGUGACAAGCUAUGCUCCGCAUGCCAUAGGUCGGAGGGCUUAGCUGGCUUCACGCACCUCAGAGGGCCACGGCUUGAACGAGCGACACGGUUGUUUUUGGCCGAGUACCAAGAAGGAGAGGGGGAGCUGCCUCUACCUCUCGUGCGAGGAUUUUGUCCCAGCAACGACUGCAUUUGCCAACGCCGAGAUUGUUUCUACGGUUUUCUUCUCGAGAGGGAAGCAAAGCCGGAGCUCCGAACAUGUAGCGUGUGCAAGAGAGGGUACCCUGUGAAGGACCAGAAGAGGUGGUACAGUGUGGACGUCGUGGACGAUAACAUAACGGAGGGUGGUGGAUCAGGACGCACACAAGCUUGGUACUGCCAGGCCUGCAAUCAAGCUCGAAUCCGGGCCAUCGGAGAAGCUACUCAAAAAAAGGUUGCGGCAUCGAGCAACUCGGGCCGACCUAAAGCCGAUGAACCGGCGCCGGAGAAGCCGUUCAGCCGGGUGCGCGCGUUGGUGAUUAAAGCCGUAGCUCGCGGGGACAUCCUUUACUGGGAGGAUGUGUUCGACUGGCUCUCAGCUGAGCGCGCAAAGGAUGGUGACCAAGAACUUGAGCGUAGGAGCGGGCGGAAGGCCGUGCGCCAGAUGUUCGAGAGCAUCGCGAGCGCUGAUGGGAGCCAAGCGCGGGUGGUCAGCAGCGAGGGGGGCUUUGGAGACGGGCGCCAACGACUACUGUGUCUCUUCCCGGUCAACGCUCGGGACGAGGUUAUCGCAUCCCUCGCCCUACGGGCGCGCCUGGCGAACACGUUCGAUGGUCCGAGCACGCCCGCAAACGCCACGUCCGGUGGAAAUACGUCCCUGCAGAUAGUGAGGCGUCUUCUCGAAGAAGCGAAAGAGGCAGACGCGAGGAUGGAGAUCGUGCGUGCGGCGGCGGAAAUUGUUCGGGCCGAUGUCGAUCAGCAUCCAGAUCUCAAGAAUGCCCGCAUCCGACGGCAAAAGCACAAGUUCUGCGUGGAGUUGGCCGCACCCGUGAAACCAGUGCGAGAUGCCCUAGCUGAGAUGCCCCCGACAUUGGUUGGACUCUUUCAAGACGGUCCAACGCCAAGCGCAGCGGGGAGUGUACGGCGAGAGGAUGAUGGGAGCGAUGGAGCCGACGCGCUUGAAAGAGCCGCCUGUGAGCGGCAAGCCCCCACUCGCGAUGCCACCCGGGCAGAAGAGGUGGAUUCUGCUGGGCCGACUUCCGAGGAAGCUGCCACUUUCAUCGAAAAAACCAACCAGGAUAGGCGAGGCUUCGCACGGCGUUUGUACAUGCUUUGCAAGUGCACGGUGAAGGCGAUUUUUGCUGGUCGACACUUGACGGCGGCCAUGGUCGACUACGUGGACGUCAUCCGAGUGGCCAUCGUCAAGCUUGGCAAGAAGUGGACGACAGACACCUGCCCGACUUAUAGGUCGAUGCGCGAGCAAUGCCUGCGGAUGAAGUCUGUCGACGGGUACUGGCAAGAUGGAUUCAAAGACCACAUGCCAGAACGAGACUUCAACGGAAAGGGUUGGGGUAUCAACCCCAAGGCGAAGGGCAGCAACGCGUCAGCACUCACAGGAGAGAAUUGCGUUAUGUGGAUGUCGGAGCAUUCUUAGAUCGGUCCCGAUGGGAAGAUGGUCACGAUGACGUGCGGUUGCGACCCGGUGAAGGCCUUAAAGCAUAACUGUAGGGGGUGCGGGUGCAAAGGGCGCAAGUGCUCCCUCGCUUGCGGCUGCAGGGGCCGUUGCCAUUUGGCUCGCAAGUCUGUACCCGGUGCACCGACCGGACAGGCCACGUACUCCGGUCCUGCCAGUGCUGCACACUCCGCAGUCGUUGCCAGCGCCAUGACGGCUCUUCUGGCGUCCCGGAACGCUAGAACGGACGAGGAAGAGGAAGACCCGGACGAUCCCGGUUCGGACGAUGACGACACCGGCCGUU
Molecule: messenger RNA, 2681 nt
Organism: Ectocarpus sp. CCAP 1310/34
Lineage: Eukaryota; Phaeophyceae; Ectocarpales; Ectocarpaceae
Source: the annotation of a GenBank genome assembly